Molecule: messenger RNA, 1772 nt
Organism: Helicoverpa armigera (cotton bollworm)
Lineage: Eukaryota; Metazoa; Arthropoda; Insecta; Lepidoptera; Noctuidae
Exons: 5
Coding region: 165-1007 (280 amino acids)
Source: RefSeq, a predicted model, not a curated record
GUGCGCACACUAUUUGCAUGCUACGGCUCAUUCCGUCAUAAGUCAUCGAGGAAUCCGCGCGUCUAUUUUGUUUACCAACAAAUUCGAUCCGCUAUAAAUCAGUUGUAAACAAAAAGUGCUUAGUUCAAAAUUAAUAAGUUUUUAUCCUGAACAUCUGAUCAACCAUGAAGGCUGUUAUUGGUUUUGUGAUGCUCAUGCUUGGUGCGGUGUGGACCGACAUGGCUGGCGAGUGUGACAUGGCUAGCUUCUAUACGGAGCUGGGCUGCACGCCGGUAGCCAGGGAGGAUGGUGGUCUGUGCCCUGAAGCGUUCACCUGUCCUGAUCUACAUCCAGACCCUACGAUGUGUUACUACAAAGGCGUAUCCUACGGCGACAGGUCCCCCAUACCACAAUCGCUGAUCAAGAACCCUUGUUCCCAAGCUUGCAGCUGCAGCGUGUUUUCCGGGGAGCCACAGUUCAAUUGCGCGGCCGUCGACUGUGUGGAGACGUUUGACAACGAUAUGCAGCAGCAAUGUAUCAACACUUUUGAGGUAGACUCGUGUUGCAGCGUCGGCACUGUCUGUGGUAAAGACGCGAUAGCUCAGCUGAAGACCUGCGAGGUGGAUGGCCAGACGUACCGCGAGGGUCAGACCUACCAGCCUAAGAACACGCGCAAGACGUGCGUCUGCACCGCCAACUACAAUGCGACUGACGAUGCGGCCUACUGCAGGACCAUAGACUGCGGCAUAGAGAUCCACUACCAGUCAGAUUUGGUGCAGAACUGUGCACCUGUGUUCCCCGGCAAUAUGAGAGGCUGUCCUAUUGGAUUUGAGUGCCCAUCCGAAAAGACCAAAGUAGUCCGUGGUCUCAACAUCCGCAACUUAACAGCACAAUGCGUGUUCGGUAACAGCACCCUGAUCGUGGGAGACGAGGUGACAGUCGAGGAUACCUGCACCAAGUGCACCUGCAACGUGCCUCCAUUCGUCACCUGCAUGAGGAAGAACUCCUGUGACUCUACUGUUCAGUAGCUUUGAGUAAGGGUCUUAACCUCCCCACUCAGAGACAUUUAAUGGUUACUUAAGUCAUUCAUCCAUUGGAGGAUUUGUAUGACAUUCCGUCACUAAGGAGUGACUUAAGCAAUCAUUAUUCUAAUGUCUCUGAGUGAGGAGGUUAGAAUGUCUUGUGAAGGUGAAGUUGUAUCGUAGGUGUGUUGAAAUGUGAGAUCUGGUUGACUGAUUUAAUGUUGGAGUAUAAAAGAAAUAUUGUUUUAUUGUAGCUGUUGUUUUUUGGAAAGACAUGUCACGUCGCGUCGCGGACAUGGCAACAUGUCACGUCGGUAAAAGACAUGGCACAAAUGAAACAGAUCGCUAAAUAAAAUGGUAACCAAUGUUUACAUGUAGAAAGGAAACGAAUUUUAACAAAUAUAUUAUGUUCUUUUAUUGUUUAAUAUAUGGCUUAAUACGAAGAAUAUUUAUUAAAAUUGUAAAUAAGUGGUACUUUAUACUUAAUUAAACUUAGACUUAACUUAAAAUCGAAUGUAGGAAUCACAUGACAUUUUGCUUUUACUUAAAUAAGGAUAUUUACAUUAUGUACAAGUACACAGCCUAAGAGGACCUUUGUAAAUUAAAAUUAAUAUAACAAAAAUUAAUUAUGUUUUAAAACUAUGUUGUGACGACUUAAUGAUACUUAAAAUUAAGUACUUAAUUGUAUAAUAAAAUCUUGUAUUAUAUUUAUAGUGAAUCACAUAAUAGCGAAGUUUAUUUAAAAAAUACUUAUUCAUAAUUUUAUUAUUA